GCUCAAUGUAAUCAAAUACAAGCUGAUGACGAAGAUAUUGGAAACCAGCCGUAAUCAGAUCUAUAGAUUCCUUGGUUUCAAGACUUAAGAGUUAGGAAGUAAAUUGAUUUACACUCACUCGUCACAGAGGUGUUGGAAGACAUUGGAUAUUCAACAGUAGUGGUUGAUUUGAGUUUAGUUGAAUGACGGAGUUCUGGAUAAUAUCUGUACCUGGGGAGCGGGAUCCAAAUCAGGUGUAUCAGCGUCUUCAAACCACAUUGUCUAAAUAUAAGGAUAUCUGCUCGCAGAUCAACAAAUUCAAUAUUCCUCCUGACUUCAAGGUGGGAACGCUGGAUAUUCUAGUGGGUCUUUCUGAUGAGCUAUCAAAAUUAGAUGUGUAUGCUGAGAGUAUUACCAAGAAAGUUGCCCAGUACAUGGGCGAUGUACUCGAAGAACAAAAACACAAGUUGGAAGACAACUUGGCGGUAAAUGGACUUUCUCCUGCCGCGUUCCUCACCAAAUUCCAGUGGGAUUAUGCUAAAUAUCCCGUCAAACAAACGUUAAGUUCACUAUACGCUAUUAUUUCAGAGCAACUUACUAAAAUAGACUCGGAUUUAAAAGCAAAGUCUCAGUCAUAUAAUACCUUAAAAGGUUGUCUUCAAAAUCUAGAACGAAAGCAGACGGGUAGUCUCUUAACACGCGAGCUUGGAGAUAUUGUGAAGCGAGAACAAUUUAUUGUUGAUUCGGAAUACCUAACUACUCUAGUUGUUGUUGUUCCGAAGAAUAUGUAUAAUGAUUGGAAAUCUAAUUAUGAAAGAAUGACAGAUAUGGUCGUUCCUAAAUCGUCUGAACUUAUUUUUGAAGAUCAAGAUAAUGGCCUGUGGACUGUUACGCUCUUCAAGAAAAUGACGGAUGAUUUUAAAACUCAGGCUCGUGAAUUUAGGUUUGUUGUACGUGAUUUUACUUAUGAUGAGAAGAAAAUUGAGGAAAGUAGAAAUGAGCUGUCGAAACUUGAGUCCGAUAAGAAAAGACAGUUUGCACCUCUGUUUCGUUGGUUGAAAGUUAAUUUUGGUGAGGCUUUUUCUGCUAUGGUUCAUAUUAAAGCCCUCCGGGUAUUUGUUGAGUCAGUUUUAAGAUAUGGAUUGCCGGUUGACUUUCAAGCGAUACUCCUUGAGCCAAACAAAAAGCAGCAAAAGAAAUUAAGAGAUAUACUAAAACAACUUUACAACCAUCUGGAUGGAUCGUCUUCAAGCUCCGUCUUAGAUGAUUGGUUUGCGUCAGAUUAACGAUAGGAAAGAAGUAGUAGAGCGCGCAAACUGCUCAAUUCAUUUAUCGACGUCCGCUUAUGGUUGUAUUCUUUGAACUAAAAGCAACGUUUAGAUCCGUUAAUCGUGAGGUUCUCUGGAAGUGUUUGUCAUUGAAAGGCGUACGCAAGAAUUACUGUACAUGCUCACUACUACUCGAACGCUACUGGUCGAGUCAGAGCUUAUGGUGAACUGUCAUCGAAUUUGGUUACUUCAAGUGGUGUUUAUAUACUCAUAGAUUAUUCAAACUGAACUGGAGAAACUAUCAAGUCCAAUCUUGGCAUUGAUACCUAUGAAAUGGAGAAGCUUUCGAAUCCGUGAGUGAAUGAUAAAGUACUUACAACAAUGAAAUUAUUACUUGACAUAAUCCGCAACUAAAAUGUAAAUAUGAUUAUUUUAAACGCUCUUGUUUAUAAGAGUAAAGUUUACUUCAAUCAUAAGAAGACGUUCAUAAUAAAUCACAGAUUAACAGAAUAUUUCAUCAAGUGGAAUAAAAAAACUAACUCGAAUAAGUGCCAAAUCAGAAGAGACAUCAACUGCUAGAACUUUUCCAGGAAAUGAACGUCCAUCACAUAAAUGAACCAUAACAUCGCCGCGAUAACCAACUACAUGAGCAUUUGUGACUACAUGACCUAAAUGAUCUACAAUAAAACCUGAACCAGUUGAACGUGAUUGAAGUGAAAGAAAAACUUUACUAAAAAAAUCAAACAAAACAAGAGAAUAACAAUAGUUAGAUGUAACAGGUGAUAUGAAUAGAGAAAUAAAGAAGAAAUCACGAACAACGAAAGGAAUUUUUGGCACAUUGUUUCACUUAAAAUCUGCAAAAUGUUAACAUCUACUUUUGUCUCUGUUUUGCUCUCAGUCAGUUAAUAACAACGUAGAACCCGGCACGUUUGUACAUCGAUUCAAAUCGUUAUACUUCAUUAGCACAAAGAGAUGAAGUUGUCAGGUCAAAUCCCAGAAUAGUAGAGACGGUAACAGUCCAGAAUCUGCCGAAAGGUAAAUAUUCAUUCUAUAAAUCUACGACUAGGUCUGAAACGAAUCUAGUUUUCUCUCGUAUGCUGUUCACGAGGUCUAGUUAAACGUUGAAGUGUUAUUGAGGCUAAUAUUUUUGAUACUAUAUUAAUUAAAAUGAUUCCUGUGAUUGUAACAAGAUGAAUUUUAUCUUUUCUUAUAAACUGAAUUCGAGACCCGUUAGAUGGCAUUACGUCCAGUCCCCAGAUUUUAGUUAAUGUAAUUGGUAAAACUGGACCGACAUCCCUAAAAAUAUCAGGGGUUAGUCCAUUAGAAUCUGCUGCUCUCCCUCGCUUUAGAUUACUUAUAG
Schistosoma curassoni is the source of this 2607-nucleotide messenger RNA. The record is from the annotation of a GenBank genome assembly. Lineage: Eukaryota; Metazoa; Platyhelminthes; Trematoda; Strigeidida; Schistosomatidae.